AAUAGUAAAGUUCCAUUUCAGAAACAUGAGGACCUCCUGUUUGCCGUUUGUAUGGUUUAUUACUAUUGGUCUUCUGGAAAUUACUGCGUCGAGUUUACAUUCGUGGACGAACGAGAAUGAAUUGGACGAUUAUGGUGGAAGCCGUCAUAUUAAUCCCAAAUCGCCCGCUUCGGAAUUACCCGGUGAGGUUGAUAUACUGAAGUUAAUUAACGUAACGGCAAAAGAUCCAGGAGUGUCCUUAGUUGAAGGUCCAAUAAAUAACUAUCCAGCCUAUAAGUUUCGUUUGCCCUACGGCAACGUUCCGUUAGCAAACUCAACGGCAGUCACGAAUGCGAUGUCGAAAGCAUCUGGUUUCACCGUCAUAUUUUUAUAUCGACAACAGAAAAAUAAUUUAGGAACCCUUAUAUCGAUCAAUUCCCCCGGGAGGUUAACCCCAUGGUUUCAGCUCUCCACGAACUCCAGAACUGGACUGCUCAGCUUAAAGUAUAGAAUUAAUUCCUCUACGAAAUUGCACCAAAGCGACUGGAGCUUGCCCGUACACCAUCGAAAAUCUCCAUUGGCAGCCUGGACGUGGAUAAUGCUGAGCGCCGAAUACUCGACAAACACGUUAAGGCUAGACAUAGAUUGCCAAAGGAGCCAAUACGAAAGUUUGGGAUCGCAUAAUGAGGCCGGCUCGAAUAUUAGUAUCCCGCAGGAUUCGCUUGUUUACUUUCGACAGGAGCCGGGAAGAAAGAAGAAGUUUUUGGGAUCCAUGCAAGUGGCCAAGGUACUGCCGUACGUCACCAAGGAGAGAUUAUGGAGCUGCACCCACAUCAGUGAUAACUCAUCACGUCUUAAGCCAAUUUUGUAAAAAAAGGGUGACUUCCCAACUGUUGUAGUUAUUUUAUACCUACCUUUAUUGUAACUUUUUAGAAACUCUCUUAAGUAACCAUGACAGAAUAUAAAUUUAUUUAAAAGAGAAAAUAAAUAAUUUCAAUACAAAUUGAAUUGUUGAAUCUAGUUUGUUACGUAUUUUAUAUAAUGCUGAUCUGUAUAAAAAUAGUCCUUUCAAAUAUAUAUUUAAAAAGAAAA
Molecule: messenger RNA, 1071 nt
Organism: Photinus pyralis (common eastern firefly)
Lineage: Eukaryota; Metazoa; Arthropoda; Insecta; Coleoptera; Lampyridae
Product: kielin/chordin-like protein
Exons: 4
Coding region: 26-850 (274 amino acids)
Source: RefSeq, a predicted model, not a curated record